AUGGACUCAAGCAGUCAGCAAGAUGCUGGAACCGCAAGCUGCACGAGUCCCUUAUUAAAAUGGGAUUCAAACAAAGUCUGCCUGUAUACAAAAGUCGUCGACGGGAAUCUUGUCUAUGUUUUAAUAUCCGUUGAUGACAUUGUCGUGGGAUGCAAGUUAGAGGCCGAAACCUUGAAGGUGUACAACGAACUUAAGAAGAUUUUUGACAUCACUUGCGUCGGAGAUCUCACUUUCUUCUUGGGUAUGCAGAUUGAAAGGAAGAAUGGGACUUACAGUAUAAGUCUUAGCAGCUACAUCGAUCAACUAGCCCAUCGACUCGGAAUGCAGCAAGCGAAAUCGGCCAAUACUCCGAUGGAUUGCGCGGCCAGUUCAUGGAUAAGCCGUCGGCAGUCAUCAAUAACUUUGUCAUCAAUGGAGGCCGAAUACACAGCUCUAAGUGAAGCGUGGCUAGAAGCAAUAUGGUUACGGAGACUGCAGAGAUUUGGGCUGUGUGCAGAAGAGUGCAACGGUAACAGCGAAGCUAACCAAAGCUGUAUUGCCUUUGUUCGCUCGGAAAGGCAAUCUCGAAGAUCCAAGCACAUUGAAACCAGGGAACACUUCGUGAAGAAGUCCGCGAGAAGAAAGACGUCCAGCUUCUCUACUGUUAAACGGAAGAAAUGA
Uranotaenia lowii is the source of this 660-nucleotide messenger RNA. RefSeq lists its product as uncharacterized. Lineage: Eukaryota; Metazoa; Arthropoda; Insecta; Diptera; Culicidae. The record is from RefSeq and is a predicted model, not a curated record. The transcript is spliced from 2 exons. Bases 1 to 660 code for a protein of 219 amino acids.